GUUUGACUAAAUAGCCUACGAAAAGGGAAGUCCAUAUAUCUAGGCGAUGCUGACCGGACCAGAUAUCUCUUGACUCUUGAAUUGGUUGACUGAGAUCUACCCAAGUCCAUCAAGAGGCCGAACGCCCGAAUGAUUCCUUGACGCUGCGGAUGCCUCAGAAGCUGUCUCCAUCUACCCACAUCUACCACCAGCAAAGCUACCUAUAACCCAUCGGCACCUACACUCAGAAAGAGCCCUGUACAUUUCACCAUCCGAACGUCACAAUGUCUUCCACAACUACAACCACCACCAGCACCAGUGCCGGAACGGUAAUCCUCGGCGCCGGCAUCAUCGGCGUUUCAACCGCCUACUACCUCUCUCUUUCCUCUUCCCAGCCCUCCUCCCCUUCUCCCCCAUCCGAAAUUCAUUUGGUCGACCCCUCCCCCUCCCUCUUCUGGUCCGCCUCGGGCUUCGCCGGUGGCUUUCUCGCCCGCAACUGGUUCGCUGCCGAAGUCUCCUCGCUGGGCGCCCUCUCCUUCGCCGAGCACGCCCGUCUGGCCUCCGCCCACGACGGUCGACGCAAUUGGUCUUAUGCCCCUUCUACCUCGCUGGGAUACUCGGCCGCUGCCGUCGACAAGGGCGUCAAGAAACGAGGGGACGAUUGGUUGCGCAGCGGGACGAGCCGGGCGGAGGCGGCGCUUGGAGACAACAAGGAAAAGGUGCCGGUGGUGAGUGUAGAGGAUCUGAAGGAGAAGACGCCAGCUUGGUUGAGGAGGCGGGAGGGCGAUGAUGUGGAGAUCAUUGGCGGGGAGGGGGACACGGCGCAGUUGGAGCCGGAGAGGCUUUGUCGGUUUUUGUUGGGGGAGGCGGAGGGGAAGGGGGUGAAGGUUUCGAAGGGGACGGAGGCGGUGGAGGUGUUGAGAGAUGGUGAGGGGGUGAUUAGGGGUGUGCAAUUGAAGGAUGUUAUGACGGGGGAGGAGAGGGAGGUUAAAUGUUCGAGGAUCAUCAUCACGGCGGGGUGCUGGAGCGGGCAGGUGUGGGAGAAGCUAUUUGGGGCUACUUCGGAGACGGUCAAGAGGUUGCCGGUGACCAGCCUGGCUGGCCAUUCGCUGGUUGUCAAGAGCCCGAGAUGGGCAGGUGCUGUGGAUGGGGAAGGAUGCCAUGCGGUUUACACGAGCCAUGCCGCUUUUUCCCCGGAGAUUUUUUCAAGAGUGGACGGGCAGAUCUACUUUGCGGGUUUGAACUCGGCGGCGGUGCCGCUGCCGAGCGUAGCGGAGGGUUCGACGGUGCAAACCGGGUCUAUAGACUUGGUCAAGCAGGCGGCUAGGGAACUGCUGGGGUCAGGGGAUGAUGGAGAGGACGAUCUAGAGGUGGUGAGAGAGGGCUUGUGCUUCCGGCCGGUGACGCCGUGGGGACUGCCUAUUGUUGCGAGGGUGCCGGAUGAGCACCUCGGAGGCGGAAUUCGGACGAAGCCCGGCGCGGAGGGAGGAGUGUUCCUGGCAACCGGCCAUGGGCCGUGGGGGAUCAGCAUGAGCUUGGGCACAGGCAUUGUGGUGAGUGAGUUAGUCCAGGGACGGCCGCUGAGCGCAGAUAUCAGUGCCUUGGCAUUUGACGACAAGGUUGUUGGGAAGGCGGUUCAUGUGUAGAUGAGCUGAAACGAUAUUCAUGCCUGGAUGGAUGAUUGCAAGUUCGGCCGGCCGGCCGGCCCAUUACGCGGCCGAGAUUCGGUGGUGGUGGUGGCAUGGAGACGGAAACCCAAGAAAUGUUUUACAUAGACUAGUGUGUAUGGGUAGUGACCGGUAGCAUGAAAGUAUGGUAGGGUCUUGCAACUUCCAGCGACGAAUCUCGCACUUGUCCGUCGUUGUUGCAGUACCGUGCUACAAGCUGCGAUGGAUAGCUUCGAAGAUGGUCAGUUCGCCGUCGGUUCCUUUAGGCCGCUCCUUUCAGGCAGGUAGUAUCUAUCCACAGCAUGAUUCAUGUAAACGAAGAAUUCGACUGCAACGGUGACGGUUUACAGAGUUUU
Neurospora crassa OR74A is the source of this 2002-nucleotide messenger RNA. Its product is annotated as FAD dependent oxidoreductase. Gene Ontology annotation, biological process: retrograde transport, endosome to Golgi. NCBI's taxonomy places the organism in Eukaryota, Fungi, Ascomycota, Sordariomycetes, Sordariales, Sordariaceae. Bases 264 to 1625 code for a protein of 453 amino acids. Gene Ontology annotation, molecular function: oxidoreductase activity. Gene Ontology annotation, cellular component: cytoplasm; late endosome. The record is from RefSeq and is a predicted model, not a curated record. The transcript has a single exon.